Messenger RNA from Aspergillus aculeatus ATCC 16872, 297 nucleotides. RefSeq lists its product as uncharacterized. The transcript has 2 exons. Bases 1 to 297 code for a protein of 98 amino acids. NCBI's taxonomy places the organism in Eukaryota, Fungi, Ascomycota, Eurotiomycetes, Eurotiales, Aspergillaceae. The record is from RefSeq and is a predicted model, not a curated record.
AUGGAGAUUCACGUUUCCACUAGUAAUCUGGGGAGUUCAAUGCAGCCGCAAUACCAGCUCACCACCGACUUCCUUAUUUACGCAGCUGGACAAUUGAACAUUCCUCGCUACCCUAACAUUCCAGGUCUCGGUAGCUUUGUCGGCAAGCAAAUGCACUCCGCCCGAUGGGAUAGCACCUACGAUGUUGCAGGCAAACGGAUCGCUGUGAUCGGGAAUGGUGCCUCUGCAAUUCAGAUAGUUCCGGAGCUGGCCAACACCGCGUCACGGCUGACGGUCUACCAAAGGUCACCUAAAUGA